Loxodonta africana (African savanna elephant) is the source of this 4013-nucleotide messenger RNA. RefSeq names its product megakaryocyte and platelet inhibitory receptor G6b (gene MPIG6B). Gene Ontology annotation, biological process: platelet formation; integrin-mediated signaling pathway; blood coagulation. Lineage: Eukaryota; Metazoa; Chordata; Mammalia; Proboscidea; Elephantidae. Gene Ontology annotation, cellular component: plasma membrane. The transcript is spliced from 5 exons. Bases 1518 to 2348 code for a protein of 276 amino acids. The record is from RefSeq and is a predicted model, not a curated record.
AGGGUUUUUUACUGAUUAGUCAGUAGAUAAGAAUUGCUUUAGGUGAAGGGAAGGACAAUACUCAAUACAUGGAAGGUCAGCUCAACUGGACUGGACCAAAAGCAAAGAACUUUCAGGGAUAAACUGAAUGCUUCAAAGGUCAGCAGAGCAAGGGCGGGGGUUUGGGGACCAUGGUUCAAGAGGACUUCUAAGUCAAUUGGCAAAAUAAUUCUAUUAUGAAAACAUUCUGCAUCCCACUUUGAAAUGUGGCGUCUGGGGUCUUAAAUGCUAACAAGUGGCCAUCUAAGAUGCAUCAGUUGGUCUCAACCCACCUGGAUCAAAGGAGAAUGAAGAACACCAAGGUCACACGAUAACUAAGAGCCCAGGAGACAGAAAGGGCCACAUGAACCAGAGACCUACAUCAUCCUGAGACCAGAAGAACUAGCUGGUGCCCGGCCACAACCGAAGACUACCCUGACAGGGAGCACAACAGAGAACCCCUAAGGGAGCAGGAGAUCAGUGGGAUGCAGACCCCAAACUCUCACAAAAAGACCAUACUUAAUGGUCUGACUGAGACUAGAGGAAUCCCGGCAGCCAUGGUCCCCAAACCUUCUGUUGGCCCAGGACAGGAACCAUCACCGAAGACAACUCAUCAGACAUGAAAGGGACUGGACAGUGGGUAGGAGAGAGAUGCUGAUGAAGAGUGAGCUAUUUGUAUCAGGUGGACACUUGAGACUGUGUUGGCAUCUCCUGUCUGGAGGGGGGAUGGGAGGAUAGAGAGAGUUGGAAGCUGGCAAAAUUGCCAGGAGAGACUGGAUGGGCUGACUCAUUAGGGGGAGAGCAAGUGGGAGUACGGAGUAAGGUGUAUAUAAACUUAUAUGUGACAGUUUGACUUGAUUUGUAAACGUUCACUUGAAGCUCAAUAAAAGUUAAAAAAAAAUGAAAUGAUUAAAAAAAAAAAUUAGCCAUUGAAAACCAUAUGGAGCACAGUUUUCUUAUAUACAUGGGAUCACCAUAAGCCAGAAUCAACUGGAUGGCAAUUGGUUGGUUGGUUAUUAGUAAUAAUAAUGGCAAGCACUUAGGUAACCUUUCUGUGUCAGCCUUUGUUUUAGGCGUUUUACAUGUGUUGAUUUAUUUAGUCCUCACAAUACCCAAUGAAGUAAGUGCUAUUAUCUCCAUUUUACAGAUGAGAAAACAGGCCCAAAGACGUUAAGAGACUUGCCCACAUCAUACAGUCAGUAGAGGGCAAUGGCAAGACUUGAACUUAGAGAGCCAAGACCCAGAAUUCUAAGGUGCUCCCGGACCCUGCUAAACCGCAGGAGUUAAAGUAUGCGGAAGUGCUUGUGUAAACGGCCAGAGGAUGGAUUUUAAGUGAGCACUGUUUGAAGGCCGAGAGUUGGCCUGCGGGGAGGAUCCCAUUCCGAAGGGAUCAGGGCAGCUGCUGGCCCCGCCCGGCUCUUAUCUGAGCCCCCUGCGCCCCACUUCCCUCCGGUCUUCCCCGCUGAUUCAUUGUUCCCUCUCCCCACCACAUCCCAACCAUGGCCCUGGUUCUGCAGCUGCUGCUGCUCUCAGGGACUCAAGGGGACCCGGGGGCUCUACCUUUCUUGGAGGGCCGCCCUGGGGACCGGGUGAAUCUCUCCUGCGUAGGAGUCUCCCACCCCAUCCGCUGGGCCUGGGCACCUAGCUUCCCAGCCUGUAAGGGCUUGUCCAAAGGACGCCGUCCGAUCCUGUGGGCCUCAUCGAGCGGAACCCCCACCAUGCCACCUGCCCACCCCUUCGCCGGCCGUCUACGCGCACUGGACCCUGGCAUCCAGCGGCUGGAGCUGCUCCUGAACGAGGGAGAUUCGGGCACCUUUUUCUGCAAGGGCCGCCAAGACGAAGAGAGCCGUACGUUGCUUCAUGUGCUGGAGGACGGGGCCGAUUGUAGGGCCUCGGGGCCUCCCCACGGGCCCACGUACCCGCAGCUCUUGAUCCCGCUGUUAGGCGCCGGCUUAGCGCUGGGACUGGGAGCGUUGGGCGUGGCCUGGUGGUUGCGCAGGCGCUCUCCCCCACACCAGCUUCCACCAUUCUCCAGAUUUGCUCCACUCGUGAAAGCCGAGCCGCAGAGGCCAGUAAUGAAAGAGGGGCCCAAGCUGCCACAGGAUCCUGACCAGGAACCGGUAAGGGUGUGGAGAUGGGGGGGGAGGGGGGAGCUGGACAGAAUCCCUGAGGGAAGUGGGCUUGGAAAGACAGAGGCCUCGAUCCGCAAGGGAAUCAGACUGCUAGUUCCAUCCUACCUUCCUCCCCACCCUUCAGAGCCUGCUCUAUGCGGAUUUGGACCAUAUGGCCCUGAGAAGCUCCCGCCGGCUGUCCCCAGCGGUCCCUGCUGAUGCCUCCACCAUCUAUGCAGUUGUAGUUUGAAGGGAAAUCCUUACUCCAAACCUCAUAAUCUGAGGCUCAUAGCUCUCCAUAGCUGCUGUCUCCCCCCCCCCCAAAAAAAAACCUGGAAAAGGAAGGCACCAUGGGAUAGAAAUGAGAACUAGACUGGGUGGGUUCCAGGCUCUUUCUGCCGCUGCCCUAUCUUCUUCAAUUACUCCAAUCUCUCCUUCAUCACUGGGACCGUCUCCCAACUCCUAAACCUGACCAAGUCCUGCCUCCCCAUAUUAAGACAUCAACAACUCUCAGAUAGUUGCCCUAUCUCUUCCCUGCACAGUUAGCUUUGUGAACAAGUGUCCUACACCUGCUUCUUCCACUUUCUUCUUUUUCCCUCCCACUGCUCAUUUGCGCUCCGUAAGGUGCCAAUGGUGUCCUAAUGGCCAUAUCCAGUAAACAUUGUUUAGCAUUCAUUUGGUUGGCCUUUGACUGCUGCAUUCUUUGAACUUUUCAUUCACUGCUGGUGACUUCCUUCUGGACUCCUCUUCCAUGUUCCCCACAUCCACAGCAUUCUCAAUCAUUGUAGGUUUAUUUUAUUCUUUCUUCCUCUUUGUCUUCUGGGAUGCUCUUAUUCACAGCAAGGCAUUCAGCCCUCACCUCUGCAAAUGACACCCAGAUCUCUCUCCACCUCACAUCUCAGAUCUGGAAUUUCCAAAACUGUCCCUGGAACAUCCCUGCCUGGCUGGCCCCAGGCAUCUUAAACACAGCAUGUCCAAAGUCCAACUCAUUGUCACUUCCCAAAACACGCACUCAAUCCUCUGGAUUCUCUCUUUGUCAACCCAGUUGCCAAGCCAGAAACUGGGAGUCAUACAGAUCUCUUUCCCUUCUCACCCUCAGACAGUGGGCUACUAAGUCCUCUCUGUUUCUAUUUUAUCACUGUCAAAUCCACACCCUUCUCCACACCCAGCAUUGCUGCCUAAAUGUAUUCUCAUUUCCUGCUUGCCUUGCCCAUAGCCCCACCUCACUCCUGCCCUUGUCCACCAGAAUUUUUUUUUUUUUUUAGCCAGAGGUCCUCCCCAAAUGCUAACCUGCUCUUAACAGCCCUUAUUCCAGAAAUGUAGUAUUUCUCUCCUUAGUCUCUAGCUCUGAGCCCAUGGCCCUUGGCUUUGGGUUCAAGGUGCUACAGGACUGUCAACUCUCCAGGGUCAUCCCUGUCACUAAUACACAUGUGUACAAUAUACCAGCCUUAGUGAAAUUCUCCUCAGCCCCCACAUAUGCCUUUGCCUAUGCAGUUCCUUCUUCCUGGAGUACCCUUUCCGCUCCUUCCCACUACUUGCCUAAUUCUUAUUCAUCUUCAGGACUCAGUUCAAAUGUAACUUUUUCUGGGAAGCCUUUCCUGACCCUUCUUGCCCUAUCCCUGCAUAUUCUCUGAUGCCUUGGAGAGCCCCUGACUUUUCUCAUAGCAACAGCCUCCUGUGAACUGUUCCAUUACAAUCUGUAUUUCAAUUUGCAACUGAGCUCCCUGACAUCAAGGGACUGACCCUUUCUGUAUCACUGCUACACCUCAGUAAAUGAGUGAAUGAAAAUGAAUGUCAUCAUUUCUUCCUCUCUAUCACAUGAGGUGGGCUGGUAAUCUACCCUUUUCUGAAUCAUCUGAUGUUUAGAUAAAUACAGAGAGUGAU